Acanthosepion pharaonis is the source of this 1299-nucleotide messenger RNA. Lineage: Eukaryota; Metazoa; Mollusca; Cephalopoda; Sepiida; Sepiidae. The record is from the annotation of a GenBank genome assembly.
AUGUCUCCCUUCGUGAAUCAAAUCGAAAAGAACCGAUUUGUUUUCUUAUUCAUUUCUCUCUCUUUUCUCGCAAUCUCUCACUCUCUCUCUCUCUCUUUUCUCGCAAUCUCUCACUCUCUCUCUCUCUCUUUCACUCUCACUAUCUAUCUCUAUAUCACUCUCACUAUCUCUCUCUCUUUCCUCUCUAUCACUUUCCUUGAUCUCUCUCUCUUUCCUCUCACCAUACACUUUCUUUCUUCCCUCUCUCACUCUCUCUAUCUUUCACUCUCUCUCACUCUCACUAUCUCUCUUUCACUCUCACUAUCUCUCUCUCUCUUUCCCUCUCUAAUCUCAUCAUUCCUCUCACUCUCUCUUUCUUACUAUCCUUUCAUUUCUCUUUCUCUCUUCCCUCUCCUAUCUAUCUCUCUCUCUAUCUCUCUCUUUCAUCUCAACCCCUUUCACUCUCUCUCAUCUUUCUAUCUUUCCUCUUUCCUCUCUCACUCUCUCUUUCUUUCCCUUUAUCUCUUUUUCAUUCUUUUCUCUUUUUUCUCCUUUCCUCUAUCUCUCUCUUUCUCUCUCUCUCUUCCUCUCCCAGUUUCUUUUCUCUCACAAUCUCUCUCUUUCCUUCUCACUAUCUCUUUCAUUCACUCCCACUCUCCCUCUCUCACUCUCACAAACUCUCUGUUUCACUCUCACUGUCUCCCUCUUUCACUCUUUCUAUCUCUUUCACUCUUACUGUCUCUCUCUUUCACUUUCUCCAUCUCUCUAUUUCACUCUCUCCUUUCAAACUAUCUAUCUUUUCCUCUAUCUCUUUCAUUCUCACUAUCUCUCUUUUUCACUCUCACAAUCUCUCUCUUUCACUCUCACCGCCCCCCUCUUUCGCUCUUUCUAUCUAUCUCUUUUACUCUUACAAUCUCUUUCACUCUUACUGUCUCUCUCUUUCACUUUCUCCAUCUCUUUAUUUCACUCUCACUGUCUCUCUCUCUUUCACUGUCUCUCUCUCUUUCUCUCUCUCUCUCUCUCUCUCUCUCUCUCUCUCUCUCUAUCUAUCUAUCUAUCUAUCUUAAACACUAUCGAUCUAUCUAUCGAUCUAUCUAUCUAUGUAUUUAUAUCUGUAUUCAUGUCUAUCUAUUUUAUCUAUCCCUGUGUUCAUAUCUAUCUAUCUAUCUAUCUAUCUAUCUAUCUAUCUAUCUAUCUAUCUAUCUAUUCCUGUCUGUGUUCAUAUGUAUUUAUCUAUCUAUCUAUCUAUUUCAUCUAUCUAUCUCUGUCUAUAUUCAUAUCUAUCUACCUACCUAUCUAUCGAUCUAUCUAGCUAGCUAG